This is a messenger RNA of Eupeodes corollae, 916 nucleotides long. RefSeq names its product probable NADH dehydrogenase [ubiquinone] flavoprotein 2, mitochondrial (gene ND-24). The record is from RefSeq and is a predicted model, not a curated record. The coding region runs from base 107 to 838 and encodes 243 amino acids. Gene Ontology annotation, biological process: mitochondrial electron transport, NADH to ubiquinone. Gene Ontology annotation, molecular function: NADH dehydrogenase activity. The transcript has 6 exons. Lineage: Eukaryota; Metazoa; Arthropoda; Insecta; Diptera; Syrphidae.
GUGAAAAAAUUCCUAAAUAUGAACAAACCCAUUUUUGAAAUGUCAAAUUGACAACUAGAAUACCAGAUUUUCUUGAUAGAUUCCAAACGAGUAAAAGAACUUCAAAAUGAUUGCAAGCUGCGCCACAAAAGGUUUAAGCAUACUUCGCACCGGCAUUAAAACAAUCACAACUUCGGCUGUGAGCAGGAGUGAUCAUCUGUUCGUUCAUCGGGAUACGCCAGAGGACAAUCCUGAUAUUGUAUUUGAAUUUACCGAAGACAACAAGAAGAGAGUAAAUGCUAUUCUCAGUAUCUAUCCAGAAGGUCACAAGCGUGGAGCAAUGAUUCCAUUGUUGGACUUGGCUCAGAGACAACAUGGUUGGUUGCCAAUUUCGGCUAUGCACAAGGUAGCCGAAAUUCUAGAUUUGCCAAAUAUGCGUGUAUACGAAGUGGCUACUUUCUACACCAUGUUUAUGAGGCAACCCACUGGACAGUAUCAUUUGCAAGUGUGCACAACAACACCUUGCUGGUUACGUGGAUCUGAUGAAAUUUUGAAUGUUUGCAAGAACAAACUGGGAAUCAAUCCUGGAGAAACUACAAAAGACAGGAAAUUUACUCUGUCUGAAGUCGAGUGCCUGGGAGCUUGUGUGAAUGCACCAAUGCUUGCUGUUAAUGACGAUUACUUCGAAGAUCUAACAGCCAAAGACAUGGAGAACAUCCUCGAGGACUGCAAAGCAGGUAGAAUUUCCAAACCAGGUCCAAGGAAUGGACGUUUUGCUUCAGAACCAAAAGGAUCUCUAACCUCACUUACAGAAGAACCAAAAGGUCCUGGUUUCGGACUUCAACCAGCUUUGGCUUAGAACAGAAUUUAGAAUGUCUUUGAUUUGAUAAUGAUUGCGUCAAAAUAAAAAAAAAGAAUACGUUUUGAACAUCAAAAA